Messenger RNA from Peronospora belbahrii, 672 nucleotides. The record is from the annotation of a GenBank genome assembly. Lineage: Eukaryota; Oomycota; Peronosporomycetes; Peronosporales; Peronosporaceae.
AUGUCCAAGGAGGGCUUUCUAUUACUACAUGAUGAAGGCCUUUGUAGUCAUAUUUACUAUGGUGUCUUAGGUGAGGGUAAAUUACAAUUUUAUACGAAACGUGAUCGUGGAGUAAUGGUACGAGAGAUUAUUCUCUCUCGUUCGAGACUUAAAGUCCGUGGUAUCUCAGACGCUGAUGGUCGUGGCUGUCCUUACAGUUUUUCAGUACGACUACAGCGUUCUAGGAUAAGAGAUGGUAGAGUGUUAGUAUAUGGGACACCAGUGCAUUUGGUAAUGAGUGCACCUACGUGGGGGGAGCGUAAAGCAUGGGGUAAUGCUAUUCAUGCUUGGCAACGUAACUAUUGGGGUGAGCCACAGCACAGGGACUUGGGUCUAGCACCUGAUGAGCUGGAAGUAUUUUUUGAGACGCAGUAUAAAGCACUACAAAUGGUGUUGGAGACAGUGAUGCCCGAUUUGACAAAGCAGGAUAAAGGGAGAUCGAAGAGACCGAGAGCAGCGACUGCUGCAGCAGCAGCCAUAGCUGUGCCGAAAGCUUUGUUUGGGAGAGCACAGGCAGUGAAGACAGUGGGCAAUAAAGUAAGUCAGAAGAUGAGAGAAAAGGCCGUGGCAUUCUCGUUGCCUCCAUUGGGGCUAAGUGUCUUUACGUCGGUGCAAAACCCACCGACAGUGUGA